Messenger RNA from Syngnathoides biaculeatus (alligator pipefish), 1922 nucleotides. It is a transcript of the gene nacc1a, whose product is annotated as nucleus accumbens associated 1, BEN and BTB (POZ) domain containing a. The record is from RefSeq and is a predicted model, not a curated record. The coding region runs from base 210 to 1922 and encodes 570 amino acids. The transcript has 8 exons. Gene Ontology annotation, molecular function: DNA-binding transcription factor activity, RNA polymerase II-specific; RNA polymerase II cis-regulatory region sequence-specific DNA binding; protein binding. Gene Ontology annotation, biological process: regulation of transcription by RNA polymerase II. NCBI's taxonomy places the organism in Eukaryota, Metazoa, Chordata, Actinopteri, Syngnathiformes, Syngnathidae.
GCCGCACUGGUUCCGUCUGGCUCUCGCUUAGCUGCUGCGUGUCCCGGGAUGACCUGUUGAUGUCGGUAGAAUGGAGACUGGCAGGGGGAGCGAUUUCCCCCAUCACCAAAAUAUUUAAAUAAGCCACAUUUGGGUGCUUGAUAAGCGACGCCGCAGCCGAGCUUCCUCGCCCGCGUUGACAAGCCUUUGUUGGUGUGCAUUUGCGCACCAUGGCACAGACCCUCCAGAUGGCGAUCCCAAACUUUGGCAACAACGUUUUAGAGUGUCUGAACGAGCAGCGGCUCCAGGGCCUCUACUGCGAUGUCUCGGUGGUGGUCAAGGGUCAUGCCUUCAAGGCCCAUCGCGCCGUGCUGGCUGCAAGCAGUUCUUAUUUCCGGGACCUUUUCAGCAACGGUGGCAGUAGUGGAGGCUGCAGCGGCAGUGAGGCCAGCCCAACUGUGGUGGAGCUUCCACCGGCUGUGCAGCCGCAGAGCUUUCAGCAGAUUUUGGCCUUCUGCUACACGGGCCGUCUCAGCAUGACGGUGGGGGACCAGUUCCUCCUAAUGUAUACAGCCGGCUUCCUGCAGAUCCAACAGAUCAUGGAAAAGGGCACGGAAUUCUUCCUCAAGGUUUCCUCUCCCAGUUGUGACUCCCAGGGUCUUAACGCAGAGGAGGCGCCACCGUCUGAGCCUCAGAGUCCAGUAACACAGACCGGUACUAGCGCGGCCCGGCCCGCCGCCUGCUUGACGCCUCUACCAUUGGUGUCACGGGUGAAGACGGAGCAACCUGCGAGCCAACCGGAAGCUGCCGCUCAUUCAGUGGUCUGCACGCCCGUCGCCAAGCGGUUGUGGGAGGGUGGCAGCAGCCGUGAUGGAGGAGGCGGUGGCUCCGGGGCAGGAGGGGGAGCUAGAAAAGCAGCGCGUUACUCCCAGGAUGCGGUGCGAGGCAGCGCCAUCCAGAGCCCCGGAGUGCUGGGUCUGGCCAUAGGUAUGGGUGCCACGGCGACCGGCCUGGCUGGCAUGGUGCCGAGUGGCGGGCUCAGUGGGAGUGCAGGCACCAAUGGGAAUUCUUCAUCCGGUGUGGGCAUGUCAGAGGGCGCCAGUCCUGGCACCUUGAGUACCUACGCUAGUGACUCACCCAUCAGCUACCACGAUGACGAAGAAGAGGAAGAGGGCACAGAGGACAGUGCGGAAGAGCAGUACAGGCAAAUCUGCAACAUGUACACCAUGUACAGCAUGCUCAACAUGGGGGCAGUAGCUGCUGGCGAGCGGGUGGAGGCUCUUCCCGACCACACGGAGACACGGGGGCGCAUGCGGGGCCGAGACCUCACUUGUCUCCCGGCAGAGCUUAUUGCCCAGAUCGGCAACCGCUGUCAUCCCAAACUGUAUGAGGAAGGAGAUCCUGCUGAGAAACUAGAGCUGGUCUCAGGUACGUCUGUCUUUAUUUCCCGAGCCCAGCUGAUGAACUGUCAUGUGAGUGCUGGGACCAGACACAAGGUGCUGCUGAGGAGGCUGCUGGCUGCCUUCUUUGACAGGAAUACACUGGCCAACAGCUGCGGGACUGGCAUCCGCUCGUCCACCAACGACCCGAGCCGCAAGCCCCUGGACAACAGAGUACUGCAUGCAGUCAAAUUUUACUGCCAGAACUUUGCAACCAGCUUCAAAGAGAGCGAGAUGAAUGCCAUCGCCGCCGACAUGUGCACCAACGCCCGGCGAGUGGUCCGCAAGAGCUGGAUCCCCAAGCUCAAGCUGCUGAUCGCCGAAAGCGAUGCCUACUCCACCUUCCUCUCCGACGGCGUCAAAGCCGAGGACGACGCCCUGGGCGCCGACCCGGCGUUCGAUCCCGCCUCUCUGGAGGCCUCGGCCGGCGCCGGCGCGGAUUCGGGCGGCUCUUCAGGUGAAUCGUUACCGGGCGUGAGUGGGGACGUGGGAGCGUUAUUCUGA